Molecule: messenger RNA, 1623 nt
Organism: Sugiyamaella lignohabitans
Lineage: Eukaryota; Fungi; Ascomycota; Dipodascomycetes; Dipodascales; Trichomonascaceae
Gene: AMD2
Product: Amd2p
Exons: 1
Coding region: 1-1623 (540 amino acids)
Source: RefSeq, a predicted model, not a curated record
AUGACUGUGUCUGAGAUUUCUCUUGAAAAACUUAUUGAUGAAGCUCGCAAGCGACGCGAGUCUCAGCUGCCGGACAAAUAUAGAUUGAAGAAGGAUCAACUUCCUCAUCAUUCCGUCAAAGACAUUACUGGGUUUUUCCAGCAAUCUGGUCUGUUUACUAAACAUGAGCUGACUAUUACCGAAUCCCCGGUUGAAAUCAUUCUUAAAGCUAUUAAAGAUCAGGAUUGGACUUCGGUCGAAGUCGCCGAGGCCUUUUGUAAGCGGGCUGCUUAUACUCAUCAGAUCACUAACUGUCUGACUGAGAUGUUUUUUGACCGAGCUGUUGAAAGAGCAAAAUAUUUGGAUGACUAUUAUGCCCAACACGGCAAACUGUUUGGUCCUCUCCAUGGCCUUCCUGUAUCUAUUAAAGAUCAUCACCAAAUUAAGGGUACCACAGUUACUAUUGGAUUCACUGCAUGGUCUACCACAGUGUCAUCCGAGGACUCUGCUAUUAUUACUAUGUUGUACGAAUUAGGAGCUGUUCUGUACUGCAAGACCACUGUUCCAGUAGCAAUGAUGAUGCCUGAUACCGAAUCACACUUAUUCGGAAGAACUUUGAACCCUAACAAUCUUGACCAUUCUCCUGGUGGCAGUAGUGGUGGUGAAGGUGCGCUUCUUGCAUGCUGUGGUGCCCCCAUUGGUCUCGGUAGUGAUAUUGGAGGAAGUAUCCGACUUCCAGCACACUCCAAUGGCAUUUAUGGAUUGAAGCCUACUGCAUCAAGAUUCCCAAUUGCAGGAACCAGAUCCGGACUUCGUGGUCAGCAUACCAUUAAAUCCGUGGUGGGUCCCUUGAGUCGCUCUCUGGAGUCUCUAGAAUAUUUUACCAAGCUUAUUUUCAACUCUAACCCUGAGAACUACGAUCCUACAGCUAAUCCCAUUCCCUGGAGAGAACCCAUCAUCCCCGAGAAACUUGUGUUUGGAGUAAUCCGCACUGAUAACUAUGUUGAGCCUACACCAGCGGUUAAAAGGGCCGUGGAGAGAACUGUUGCUGCUUUGGAGAGCCAAGGCCACGAGGUCAUAGAAUGGGAGCCUUAUAUGCAUGCGAGGAUGGACGAUAUUCUAGACAAGACAUUUGUGGCCGAUGGAGGCAAGUUCGUCAAGUCGAGCCGCCAAGGUGAGCCUCUGUUUCCGUAUAUGGAGCCUUAUGGCAAGGUCCAGGAGUCGGGCUGCAGUCUACUGUGGGAACUCAAUUACGAAAGGAGUGAGAUCGAGAUGGAGUACUUCAAGAGAUGGCAAGAUUCCGGUAAACUGUCCAAGUCCGGAAGACGUAUGGACGGUAUUAUCGUGCCUGCCAGUCCCGUCUCAUCACAUCCUCCUCAUCACUUCAGCUACGUUGGAUACACCAGCGUCUUCAACGCUAUAGACUAUCCAGCUGUAGUAUACCCCGUUCUCAAGUCCGACUCUUCCAUUGAUGGAAAGCCCGCUCAUGAGCCCCUGUCCGAAAAAGACAGGAAAGUAUGGGAGGCAUAUAACCCCGAAGAGUACGACAACGGCUGUGUCGGGCUCCAAAUCGUCUGUCGCCGCCACGAAGACGAGAAGGCUCUGGCGCUCGCCAAAGUCAUCAGAGACGCACUCCAACAGUAA